This is a messenger RNA of Phalacrocorax carbo (great cormorant), 6784 nucleotides long. Lineage: Eukaryota; Metazoa; Chordata; Aves; Suliformes; Phalacrocoracidae. The record is from RefSeq and is a predicted model, not a curated record.
AGAGAGAGAGUGAAAGAAAACUAAGCCCAGCUUUUGCCGGUGCUGCUUGGAUUGGAUCUGGUUUGAGUUUCCUCUCUGCUGGCUUGUGCAGCAGGAGAGGAGGAGUGGGGGAAGUAACUCACUCUUCCUCUGAAGCUUAAGCAAAUGUGCUGGUGACUGCACUGGUGGGGAGCUGCCCUGGGUGCAGUUGCCUCGCAGCUUAUUGCUCUCAGUUGUUAAAGAAUUGCCUGGACUUCUUGAGGACCUGGAGGAAAAAGCCAUCACUUCACAGACCCGAUAGUUGCUCAGUGCCUAUAGACUUGAUACAUUUUUUACCUAGGGGAGGAUUCUUUUUUUUCAUUAUUUUUCUCCCCUGUCUCAGAACAGCAGUUCCUUGAGUGUGUGGCAUUGAAAUCCAUUGCUUUUUUAACAACUUUGGGAGAUAUUUUAAAAACUUUUUUUCCUCUCUUUUGUUUUCAUUGCCUUAAAAAAAAAAAAAAAAAGAAACAAAAAAGAUAGUUCUUUUGGGGGGAGGGGAGAUGAUCGUGCUGAUGUGGAAUAAGUGCUCCUGCUGUCUCCUCUUACUAGCCGCGGUCCUGAUCGUGGAGAGCUCCCAGCUAGACAGCUCCAGCUCCAAGGUGAACUCCAUCAAGUCCACCCUGAUGGGGGAGGCUCCAACUCAGGCAACCAACAGAUCUGCAGGCAUCCACCAGGGACUGACGCUUGCUAGCAGUAAGAAGGGCAAAAUGCUAGAGCAGAUGGGAAAACCUCCCAAGCACUAUCACCGGCAAGGAGAGGCCUAUCCUUGUACCAAUGAUAAGGAAUGCGAAGUUGGGCGGUACUGCCACAGUCCUCAUCAAGCAACGUCUGCAUGCAUGAUGUGCCGGAGGAAGAAGAAGCGUUGCCACAGAGAUGGCAUGUGCUGCCCCGGGAACCGCUGCAACAAUGGUAUUUGCAUACCAGUAACUGAAAGCAUCCUUACACCUCACAUCCCUGCUCUAGAAGGGCCACGCAACAAGAAGAAUGGUCAUUAUGCUAGCAAGGAUUUGGGAUGGCAAAACCUAGGGCGGUCACGCUCCAAGCUGUCACACAUAAAAGGACACGAAGGUGAUCCCUGCCUACGGUCAUCAGACUGUAUUGAGGGACAUUGCUGUGCUCGCCAUUUCUGGACCAAAAUUUGCAAGCCUGUGUUGCAUCAGGGGGAGGUGUGCACCAAACAGCGCAAGAAAGGCUCCCAUGGACUGGAGAUUUUCCAACGAUGUGACUGUGCCAAGGGGCUGUCUUGCAAAGUAUGGAAAGAUGCGACCUCCUCUUCUAAAUCAAGACUUCACGUGUGCCAGAAAAUCUGAAUGAGAUUGGGAAGAUAGUAUUAAGUGACUGUGGCUUUAUGUAUUUAAUGCAUUACGGCAUGGCGGGAAAUGAGGACUGCAAAUGGAAGCAGAAUGGCUAAAGUUAGGGUAGGAGUAGAUGUCACACCAAAUACAUUUCUUUUUGAGCUGGUAGUAAACCCAAGUGCAUCUGGAGUUCUCCUACUGUGCAGCUCUUCUGUAUAUAAUCUACAGUUUGUGGGAAAUGCUAAUACGCAAACAAGUACAGUGGAAAUUAAUGUCCCUUACUUUGCUGUGGUGUCCCAUGAUGUUCUAGGGGUUCAGUGUUAGGGCCACAGUGGGUUUCUAGUGUGGUAAUGACUGCUAAAUACAUUGUAUACAUUGUACUCCUAUAGGAAGCAGAACGUGCCAGGAAGACUCAUCUGUCAUUAUUGGUCACAUUGCAGGUGUGAGAAAUGGAAAUAGUUACUGUGGCUGUCCACACACCCUUGUCAUUCAGGGCUGACACUUCAGCAAAGAAAGCACUCCUGCAGGACAAGAGUGCUAUGUUUUGCAGGUCCUCACGAAAGAGGUGAAAACUUACCAUCAUCUCGCAGUUUCAAGAAAGCAGCAGUUUCCCUAAGAGGAGGCAUAUAAACAGGGUUUUGUUUCCUAUAAAUAAGUAAACUGAAAUGCUUUAUGUAGUUCAGUGUCACAGUAUGGCUCUUAAUCACUUAUAUUUGCCUCGGUUUACUGCUAGUAUACAUUGGAUUGAACAGAUGAAGCAAAUAUGCGCAUGCUGAAGCCAGAAUCUAUACACAGGCAGUUGCUCAUUAGUCCUAAAUAUUCUUUUUUUGCCUAAGCACACUUGCAUUAUAGACAUUUCCAAAAGAGUGUUGAAGUGCCUAACACAAAGAACUAUGAAGCUGUGUCACCGUUGCUGUUAUAACAGAUGAUGCGGAUAUUUGAUGAGGUGUUUAGAGCACGCUGCUGCAAACUCAAACUUUUACCUUUUAUUAGUAGUGAUGGCCUACUGAUGGCACUCUGCAGAAGUAUAAUGGAUUUGUUUCUUAGAGGCAGCAAAGAAAACGUUGGCUCCUGUGAGCACCUCCAUUCCUGCAGAAAAGGAUGUAAGAAGAGUGUACGUCCACAAAUGGCUUGUUAAACAUCGUGCGGUGCCACAGCAUACCAGCCUCCAGCGUGUAUUCAGCCGGAACUUCAUGUCCUCUCAGCCUGGACUGUUCUGCCAGGAAUGAUGGAAUUACAUGUACUGUGGAAACAGCUGACAGCUCUACCUUGUUUGUGUACUAGUUUAAAAAAAGGACAGUCUCUAUCCCAUGACUUGUCGCCCAGGUCUUUUAAAAUUUUUUUCAUUUUACUUAUUUGCAAGUAUUCCUUUGUAUAGACAUUGGUAAAGAGACUGAUACUUCUUUAAAGACGUCUGAUUCUAUAAUUGACCUACUGCUAAGUUGUAAUUACCCAUUUAUAAUUACCCAUUUUCAUGUUUUGUAAUAGAAGGGACUUUUCUGUUUAAUCAGUUCUGAACAAUGCGGGUACACCAGUAUGUAGUUUAGCUUCGAAGACCCUGUCACCCGUACCUGACACCUUUUUCCACUGACACGUCUCCACCAGCAGUUGUUUUAAAGCUUGAGCUUAGCUACACCACCUGACUCAGACUUCCUAUUUAGAACACAGACUUCAGCUGCAUUGCCGUUGUCUUUCAUAAGAGUCUAAAUACGAAGAGUAUUUCACACCCCUCUUUCCCCACUGGAGUUAGUUUUUAUUGACCUAGAAGGACUGCUUGGAGACAGGGUCUUCUGUUUUUUUAAUAGUCUCAGUCAGAUUUUUAUCUUGCAGGCCUACCAUUGCAACUCUGCUUAUUUCAGAGUUUUUCCAGAAUAGCUGAAACAGGAAUAAGGCUCAGAAAUAGCAUAAUUUCAAGAUAUUAAAAAAGUACAGGAACCAGUAUUGCAAGUGUUUGUUAUUUACACUGACACAGCACAUACACAGCAGAAGAACUCUAUUGCUCUUGUGACUACAUAUGAAAAAAAGAUGAUAGCCAGCAUGAGCAGGGGGGUUGCAGAAAUCGGCUUUCAGCAAUUUUUAGCUCUUCUUAACAUUGGCCUACCCCUCCCUUUUCCUCUUGCAAGACAUAGUUAUUUGGGAUAAUUUAUUUACAGGAAAUGUUUAAUGAGAUGUAUUUUCAUAGAGAGAUAUUUCUUACACAAAGCUUUGUAGCAGAAUAUAUUUGCAGCCUGUUGACUCUAAUGUAGAAAAAUGUAUAAUAAGAUUAAAUAUAUUAAAUGUCCUUUCCUCCCCAAAUAUUUUACCCAUAUUCCUUUCCUUACCUGCUGCUUAAGAAGAGUAGUUCUUUCUGGAAAAAUAUACAAAUCUAUUAAAAAAUACAUAUAUUUUAGCUGUACAAGACAAAGUAUCUGAUUGUACUUGUGUCUCAAAGCACUAUGUAGCCUGAGUUUUAGUAGAACACAUGAAGGUCAUCUUAAAAUCCCCACGUGUCAUUCCUACAAAACUGGUUUAAGUGGGAACAAUCUGUGCUUCUUUUGGGACAGUUUACACCUAAACAUUCAAGAAUAAAUUUUGAAAAUAAUGCACCUGGAUGCACAAUGGUCAGUCAGCCAGGUUGAAUAGGAAAGGUGCCCAGACACAGUCCCUGGAUAGUGAUACAUACCUGAGAGCCUCACAGUGGGUAAAGCUGGUAUUUAAAUUACACAAUAUUUUGCUAUAGGCUGCAACAUACAAAUGCAUUGCUGCAAGACCUAUAGUAGCAAUUCUGAAAUGGCAAAUAACAACAUUCAGCUCUAAUAACAUGACACAAGCCAUAUGACAUAACUGAAAACAUUGCUACUAAACCCAACCAAGUUCUGAUCCCAGAAAACCCCUGCCGAGCUCAAUAAAUAUUGCAAAAUAAUGGCUGUGGUUAUUAAGCAAUGGUCUCAAUAUCCUUGUUACUUGUUUCUGGUAAUCCUUUGCUCAAACAGAUGUAUAUUUAGCGGAUGGACUCCUCUCCAAGUCACACUAGUGUCGGUACAAAAUGAAAAGGUUUUGCUACUGUUAUUUGGUGGGUAGGCCUUUGAAAAUUCUCACACUUUUAACAACAACUUAAUAAAGUUAUGAGCAUCUUCAGAGCCCAAUGACGUCAACAGAGCCUGAGACUGCCAAAGUCUUCAGAGAUUUAAAUCUGGGAACGGAAACAAUAGGCACAAAUACCGAGCAACAUAGCUGAACUGAAUAGAACGCAAGCAGUUUCGCAAGACUGACUUUGAUUGUUUAGAAGCCAUUAAGUUAAUAGAUUGGGGAAUAUACAUCAGUUUGAGACUAAAAGAGCAGCUAAAUUUGGGGAUAAUUGCUCUCACUCACUGUGACACUCAUCAAGGGAAUCAAGAGUGACUUUGGCUCAGUAACAUUUCAGAAAUAUGCUGCCAUGACACAAGUACUAAAAAGAUUAUUGCUGAACAAUUCAAAUACUCUUUGUACUAGCCAAGAAUAGCAUCAGCAACGCAGCAUCUCUUUGGAAACACUUAUUAACAACGUUUCUAUAAGUAAUGGAUUGCUACUCUAUAACAGCAGGUCUUUGACUUAAAGUACAAAAAAAUGUGGGUGUGUAUCUGUUACCAUAUUAGUUGCUUUAUGUUGUUUCUGACCUAUAGUAUUUAUGCUUUUAAACGUUUUUAAUGAAAAUAACUGACGUAGAUUUAUGCACUUACUUGUACAACAACACUUUAACCAGCAUACAUCCAGCACCUGACACCUAAAACACGAUUCACCAAAAAGUCGAGCCAUCAUCGGCAUAUUCUGACUUUCAUACUUGUCUCAACAGCAGCCAAAAAAAAAAAACCAAACAAACAAACCAAAAAAAAACCCCACAUCACCAGACACCAUGAACUCUCUUGGGCAGUGGCUGAGAAGAAACAUUUCUAUACUAGUCACCAACCCACCAGCCCUCUCUGCUUUCACUUCAGAGCCCAGCAUCUUCACCCCCAAAAGAAACGUAAAUGCUAGCAAAGAAAGUCUGUGGUUUUCCUCCCAUUUACUUUCCUAUCCUGAAGGCCAAAGCCAGCAGUAACUCAUAUAGCAGAUACUCCAAGGCAAGGCUUUUACGAGUCUUGCAAUCUCUUCUCUACCGUUCAAGAAACUUACUUACCUGCUAAGAGAAUUAUGUAGACAAUAAGACUACACUUACUUACAAAAAAAAAAAAAAGAACACUAGCUCUUUGGAUUGUCAGUCAAGUGUUCUGAAAAAUCACUGUCCCCAGUGACGGUUAAAAAAAAGACCCAAAGUCGCACACACACACCCCACCCCACCCCCCCCCCCCGGCAGUGGUCUCUGACCGAGGGAACGCAGGUUUGUUUUGUGUUUGGUUGGUUGGUGGUUGGUUUUUUUGUUUUGGUUGUUUGUUUUUUUCCCACUAGGCAGUUCCACUCCACCCAAAGCCAUCAUUAAUCUUGCUUUUAAAUCACACUAAUAUGCUUUCUUGCCUAGCUCACCAGUCUGAUGUCUGGCAUCUUUCUGAUGAUGCAUUAGACUAACUCUGUUUCUUCACUCCUGUCUAGAGGGCUGCGCGCCCUCAUUUAAAUCAUAAUAUUUCACUGAGAUGAACAGAAACUUUCUGCUCAAGUGCCUUACUAUCUAACAGUUUUUAACAUGCCUACCACUAUCAAAGACUGCUUACCAUUCAACAGAGACCCUACACCCAUUCUUACCUUAUGUUUUUCCUUCAACUUUAUAUGACUUGUCAGUUGCUGAAAUGUGGCAGAUAUAUCUGCUACUGCCCCCUCUAACCUUACUGCUUUGCCAGCUUUUUACAAACCUGCUUAAGGGAGCAAUGCAGGAGGAGAAAGCACAGAAAAUGGGGAGGGUGGACUGGAGCAAGCCAGCCAAACGCUUGAAAUGGUGGGGAGAAGAGGGAAUCUACCUCAGAAUUUCAUUAGAUGCUAUUGCAUCCCAAUAAUGUAUCCCACCUGAUUACCAAGAAUGGAGGAAGGGUGAACUGACCCAUAGUGGGGGGAGGCCUGAUGAUUGAGUGAUUCUAGUCCCUCAAAAGCUGAAUCGUUGAGCCUAUGUCCCUCUGGCAGCAGCAUGCCUCUCACCUUGGUCCACUGUGUAUCCAACUCCCAGUAAUUCCAAAGGCUUUGGAUUUGUCACUAACCCUCAGACCCAUUGUUAAGACAACACUGCUAUAGCUCUCAGCCUGCCCAUGACUAGAGAUCCUACUGGAAGUCUGCAGAGAAGGAAGGAAGAGACAAAAGCAGGAGACGGCUGCUGCGUUGCAGAACUCCAGCUGGUCCCAGAGCUAUUAUUUUGACCACCACUGAUGGGCCUGACCCUGAUGGAUAUACAGCAUUGGAUUGAGCUCAUUGCAAACUUGUUUAUUCUGGCAGCUCCCUGUUUAUUUUGGAAUUGCUUAUUGUUAUAGCAUGAGUGUCAAUUACUUAUUUACAAAUGUCUGGUACCAAUAAACUUUUUGUUUUUUACAGUA